AUGUACGGCACAUGCGUCCUAUCACACGUGCACUUGUCUCCACCUGUAACAAAUCAACAGGUUUGGAGUAUCGGCUGCACCAUUGCGGAGAUCGCUACAGGCCGGCCCUUGUUCCCAGGAGAGUCCUCCAUGGACCAGCUGUGGCGCAUUCUCAGGUGCUUGGGUCCCUUACCGCCGCGACUAGCUUCCAUCGCCGCGGUGAACCCGGCAGUGCGAUGCUUUGUGGUCGCCCCGCCAACCGUACAUAGGGCCCUCCGCCAACGCCUCCCAGAGCUAGAUUCAAGACUCUUUCACCUGAUAGAGGCCUGCUUGUGCCUGGAGCCCCUGCAGCGCCCAACGGUGCGUGACCUUCUACAAUUUCCGUACUUUUGGGACGUGGCGCGGCAAAUGGCAGGCACCCGUGCAGAGGCAGCGCUGCGGGAUCUAGCGGCAGCGGCGGACGCGGCAGCAGUACUGCCGCCGCCGCCGCCGCCGCCGCCGAAAGUCGUCGCUGGCACCUAUAGCCGCAGCGAGCCCCUAGCCGCGGCAACAGCGGCGGUUGGGCCACUGCAACCGCCACCGCUGCAAGAUUCGUCUUUCAAAGUUGACGCCGCCGCCGUCGCCUGCGCCACGGCGGCACCUGCACAGCCGUACGGCAAUUGCGCUGAAGAGAGCUUUAAGGAGGUGUUAGAGCCUCACUGCUGCGACGGCCCGACAAAAAAAGCAUCUCCACUGCAGGCAUACCAGCCGCGGAGGCUGGUGGUGCAGGCGCAACAAGAGCUGGGGAUGCCGGUAGUCAGGCCACCGGCGGGGGUGGCAGAGCGGAAGGCAGAGGCCCAGCCGCCAUCAAACGCGGCGGGAACACGACAACUCAUGGAGCCGCCCAGCAGCACCAAUACCAACAUCAGCAACAACACCAGCACCAGCGCCAGCAACAACACCAGCACCAACAUCAGCAAAAACAUCAGCACCAACACCAACACCAACACCAGCACCAGCACCAGCGGCACUAACACCAGCAACAACAUCAGCAACAACACCAGCAUUAGCAGCACCAACACCAACACCAACACCAACACCAACACCAACACCAUCACCAACACCAACACCAUCACCAACACGAACACGAACACGAACACGAACACGAACACCAGCAACGACAACAACAACACCACCACCAACACCAACACUAAUACCAACACUAAUACCAAGCCAUCUCAAAGUUCACAGUAUGCGGAUCUCACCCCAGCGACGUGUAGGAGCGCCUCAGCAACUACAACUGUGCUGCCGUACACAAGCCCGGCCGUUAUGUACAGCGCUGCAGUACCGGUCGCCGUUCAGAGUAUACCAGCUACUCCCGGCUCCGCCGAAAGUGCUACAGCCACGAGCAGCUGGCCCCCGAUGCCACCACGGAAGGUGACCAGCGAGUCCGACGCAGUGUGCGCAUGUAGUACGACGAGCAGUACGACACCCGAGAGCGCCAGCAGCGCAAGUAUUGGUGAUGGGGAUGUCCCGGGAGAAGGUCUUGAAGUACGGCAAACGGAGCAGGAUGCGACGGACGAUGCGGGCGGCGGGAACGGUCGCGGAAGCGGCGGCGGCGGCGGCGGCGGCAAUCGCCACAGCAGCACUAGCUUGCCACCGUACAUCCGCGAAAGCUUAGAGCCUGCCAAUGACCUUUCCGUGGAAGGCGCCGCCAUUUGCAACGGCACCAGUCACCUCUUCCGUGCAGCACUGUCCAGCACAGACAUCACGCCGCCUCCUUGUGCUGGGCAAUUCACAAUCAUUAACGGAGGACCCUGUGGCGGCGGCGGCGGCGGCGGUGGCGGCGGCGGCGACGCUGCCGCCGCGCAGCGUGCAUCCGCCUUGCAUGGACAAGGCAUUCCGCUAGUGAAUACAAUGUACGACAAAGCUGUCGCCACCGACAUUGACGCGGUCCCAUCGCAAGCUGAUGACGCCGCCGCCGCAGCCGCGCCGGACGUCAGCACGGCUUCCGCUGCGGCGGGCAUGGCACGCCAGAAACCCACCGUUGUCACCACCGCCAGCAAUGCCCUCUUGUCAACUUCGUUCUUCACUGAGCCAGAGUGGAGCUUGCGGGCCGCUGCCACCGAUCUGCUGGCCUGCGCCUCACCAACGAUGGUCCGCGAUACCAGCCUAACCUCCACGCCCACCUUCCACAGCCUUAGGCGCUUCUUGGUGAGUACGGCACAAAGCGGAUUCUGGGAAGAGGCGUCGACACCCGCGGGAUUGCCGCCGCCGCCGCCGCCGGCGGCGGCGCAGGCGCUGCGGCCGCAGGCGCCCGAGCUGCCGCCGCCGCUGCACCUCCGUCCUCGGGGCAGAGGUGCUGUUACGCCCUCCGCAGAUUUGACCGCUGCUGCUGGCGGCGGUGCUGGUGAUCGGUACGGCAACCCUGACGGACAACCGAGAUUGGUGCGCGCGUGUACUACUAUCACUACUCCAGAAUGGGGAAGUGUAUGCCCGACACUGCUUGAAGCGGAGGAGGGAGCCGUCUGUGGAAGCGAUGCAAGCCGCGCGAGCAGCGGCUGCGUUGGCGUUGGUGGCGGACGUGUUAUCAGCGUCCGUCGGCAGGUACUUCAGUCAGAAGGAAGCACAGUGGUGCCACAGCGGGCCCGCAGCCGUUUUGGCCGCGGCCUACGCCUAACUGCCGCCAAGUUGCUCCGGCUUUGGGGCCGUAGCAGUAACGCUGCGACAACAGCGAAGCUGGCGGAGGACGCGGCGGACACGAGGACGGUGGCGGAAGUAAUCCAGGGUGGGCAGCAACAGCAGCAGCUGCAGGAGGAGGAGCUAGAGCGUCCGUCGGCGCCUAGCAAUGGCUCGGUAGAUCCCGCCGCUGGCGGCUCUCCCAAAUUAUUAGCGACCGCGGCGUGCGGAAGUCCCAAGGCCCGUCUCGCGCCGACCUCUGCUCUUGCUGAUACCUCUACCGCCUGCAUGCACAAGAGCAAGACUGCAAGCUUACCUGGUCCGCUACCUGCUGUACAUGUGGAACCUGACCCGCAAACGACCCGCGGGUCUGUAGUAACCCCGGCAGGAUUGUACGGAAGGAGCUCCAUCCGUGCGGGCUCCUCAAGCAUUGACUUCGCCAAUAAAGCUGCAAUAAUCCAUCCGGAAUCUGGCGCCGCCGCAGGCAGUAGCAGCAGCAUUUACCACAACACUGUACGGCAAGUUGCAGUAGCAGGUAACAGCGGCAGUUUAUCACUAUUGCCUCAGCCUGCGUCGGUUUUCGCACCGGCAGUGGCGGAGGCAGCAGCAGAGGCGACGGCGGUCACCAUUUUCCGUCUUAGCAACACCACUGUUGUUGGUAGCAACGGACUCCCGGGAAGCGAUUUCGCAGCGAACGACGGCGGCGCCGCCGCCGGCGCGGCACUGUCUGCAGCCAUGCUGCCGGACGAUUCUGCUUUGGAAGUUACAGUUUCAGCAACGAUAAUAACUGCUGUCGCCGUCAACAAAAGUGCGAAGACAAAGGCCGGCAACAAAACCUCUCGCAUUUCGUUUUCGCGACUGGCGGCCAUAUUCGGUUUUGGUCACGUGGCUCCAGCGGAAAGCAUCGCUUGA
Volvox carteri f. nagariensis is the source of this 3549-nucleotide messenger RNA. RefSeq lists its product as uncharacterized. The coding region runs from base 1 to 3549 and encodes 1182 amino acids. The record is from RefSeq and is a predicted model, not a curated record. Gene Ontology annotation, cellular component: cytoplasm; nucleus. Gene Ontology annotation, biological process: protein phosphorylation; intracellular signal transduction. NCBI's taxonomy places the organism in Eukaryota, Viridiplantae, Chlorophyta, Chlorophyceae, Chlamydomonadales, Volvocaceae. Gene Ontology annotation, molecular function: ATP binding; protein serine/threonine kinase activity. The transcript is spliced from 3 exons.